Messenger RNA from Chaetomium fimeti, 2128 nucleotides. RefSeq lists its product as uncharacterized. Lineage: Eukaryota; Fungi; Ascomycota; Sordariomycetes; Sordariales; Chaetomiaceae. The transcript is spliced from 3 exons. The record is from RefSeq and is a predicted model, not a curated record. The coding region runs from base 277 to 2064 and encodes 595 amino acids.
CCCUGUUUUACAUAGUACAGCCACUGGUGGGGUGGAGGUACCAAGAAAUAACCCAGUGUUGUCUGGCUUACCCUAUUUGCCGAACGGAACCACCGAAGACAGCGCAAUGGAUCGGUCCCUUGCAGGCUUAGUGCAGGCACAUGGAGGCUGACCGGGACCCCAGAUCUCAGCCGCACUGCGGUGGGGACACUCUUUGCUCCUUUCUUUCUUCUUCUCUUCGUCACCUUUCCCUUCCGGUAGAACUGUGUGACUCUGUCACGGUAGUUAGCCGCCGCCAUGGCUGAGUCGGAGCACUCGGCAACCGAUAUCAUCACGUAUAUCGGCGUGCCGCUUGCUGUACUUGGUGUUUUGCCCAUCCUCUACAACACCAUCGCGACGCUGGUGGCCCUGUCACGCAUCAGGCGCAUGCUGCGACACAGCAAGCUGACGGCCCUCACUCGUAGCGAUGUCGUCAACCGCGUGAUCGAGGUUGAGCUGCCGCGCUAUGCCGUGCGCCCUAUGGACCGCAUUGCCGACCGCGACGAGUAUUGGACCCUCUCGCGGCACCCCUCAAGCAUCCCCGGCGGCAGCUGGACCACCUUCAACUGGCGAAUGAACGUGAUCGGUCUCAACACACAACGUGUCGAGUACGCCGACCAGCUGAGGCAGCCCCAGGUCGAGGUGGCCCUCGACGAGCUCGUCUGCUACUUGCUAGAUCUCGGUGCGCACCCGGAUCCUAACGGAUGGCGUCUCCUGCGGUCGUCGGGCCUUUGGACCCCCGUGGGCUGCACUCUGAUGCGUGCGCCGGAUGGGCUGAAUAACGCCUUGACCAUCGCACCACUCGACGGCUCCGACGGACACCUCAGCUUGGCCGUUACCUGGACAGGACCAUGGACGACGCGCGAUCACUCGCACCUCCCGCCAUACUGGGUGCGUCUUUACCCGCCACCACCACGGAGACCGACAGCAGCAGAGGAGAACCCGGCGACAACAGAAACCGAAGACGGAGAUUCCUCCAAAUCCGCGGCUGAGCGGAGAAACUCCGACGAACCGCUCCACAAAGCGCCCUCCAACACCAGCGCGCGUAAACCCUCCCUCGACUCCGCCCAGCAAGAAGGCGCCUCCAACGCCCGCCACCCCAUCACCUGCCACAUCUCCUCCGACGGCAUCAUGACGGCGCUCUCCCGCCCGGACAUCAACCCACCCUCCUCGCCCUCACACCAACACCACCACCACCACCACCACCAACAAAACCACCAAGACCAACCCCCCCUCCACAUCGACCACCUCCGCAUUCGCGCCACCACCACCACCGGCACCUGGUUCGCCAGCGCGGCCACCGCCCACGGCACCUCCAGCCAGACCAUCCUGUGGAACUACGCCAUCCCCGCCCCCAUCCUGACCUUCGCGCGCCGCGAGACGGUGCCCUGCGGCGUGCUGGUGCUCUUGGGGGUCGUCGACGAGGCCGCGACGCCCGAGUGGGCGUCGGCGUCGGAGUCAAGCCUAGCCGACGACCGCGCCCGCCAGCUGGACGAGUUCUCGCGCCGGGCGCGGGCGCAGAGGGAGGCCAUGGCGGCGGAGGCGAGGAUGGGGGCGGCGGAACGGGUGGUGGCGCAGAGGGAGAGGGGGAUGAGGGAGGCGGAGGGUCGGUUGUGGGAGAUGCGUGAGAGGCAGAGGGUCGAGGCGCAGCGGAGGGAGACGCGCGUGAUGGAGGCGCUGCAGAGCCCCAAGUGGGAUGCGAAGCUUGUGGCCGAGCACAACUUUGCGUGGUUGGUGAAGAACGGGGAGGUGGAUGAGCAGGUGGGAGGGGUCAAGGAGGCCGUGGGAAGUGUGCUGCACCGGAUGGUUCUCGACGGGCAGUUUGCGUCGAAGCUCUGCCAGAUGCUAGAUCUGUGGAAGGCCUGGGCGGAGAAUGCGGGCAUGCGCAAGUCCGAUCUGGCCGCGUUGCAGGAGGACCAAGUCACAUUUGCGUAUGCCACGCUGUUGGUGGCCAUCAUCAAGGAUACGGCAAGCGCCCUCGAGGGAACCGUGGCGAUGGACCUGCAAGAGUGCCUGCGUAUGUGGAGGACGGUUAGGCUGGGGUAGUUGGUUCCCAUAAGCUGUAUUUUAGUUGUAGAGUUUCGAUGAUUUCGUUGUACACAUAGAGUAC